Molecule: messenger RNA, 3021 nt
Organism: Dictyostelium purpureum
Lineage: Eukaryota; Evosea; Eumycetozoa; Dictyosteliales; Dictyosteliaceae
Exons: 3
Coding region: 1-3021 (1006 amino acids)
Source: RefSeq, a predicted model, not a curated record
AUGAAAACAUUUUUUGAAAGAGAUUUUACAGAAUCAAUAGUAAAUCAUAUUAAAGAUUGUUUCAAAAAUGAUAUAAAUUUAAAAAAUAAUAAUAUUAAAAAACUUUUAGAUUUCCCAAAAUCACUCAGAAUCAAACAUAAAUAUCCAGCUUUAUUUUUUUGGUAUAUGGUUAGAGAAUGUGCAAUUGAAAAUAAACUCAACUAUUUAAUAAUCACCCAACAAUUAAUAGAAAUUUUAAAAAAUGAUGAUGAAAAGAAUAAAGAUGAAAAUGAUAAAGAAAAAAAUUAUGAAAGAUAUAAAAAGAAAUCAAUUAAAUUACUAAUUAAAGUUUAUAAAUCGUCAAUAGUAAAUAAUACAUUUAUUCAAAAAGACAUUAAAAUAAUUCAAAAAUUUUAUUUAAAACACUAUCAGAUUAAUCCAGUAGAUAUUUCAAUACCACAAUCAAUCACCAAGCAAUAUAAUGAUGAAACAAUUAAACCACCAACACAAUUAAUCCAAGUUUAUAAUCACUUUAAAAAGGAAUCAAUUUUAAUCAAACACAACCUUGCAGAUAAACAAUUAUUUACAAGGGAAAAGGUUACUAAAUAUGAAACCACCCAUCCACUCAUAGAUUAUAAUAACUAUACAGAUGGAUCGAAGUUGGAAAAAGAAAUUGGUUAUAAUAAAGUUGGUGACUGGUCAAUUACACCAUCUCUGGAACUAUUCAAAGAGUGCUUUAAAGUCUACUCAAACAACAUUCUAGAUGGAAUAGAAUGGGGCAAUGGUGAAGAUAAAACCAAGGUUAUUGCAUCGGGUGGUUCUGUAACAUCGUGCUUAAGUAGUUUACCAAAGCCACUAAUCAAGAAAUAUUUGGAGCUUUUAAACAUCUACCGUGUGCUAUCAAAUCACUCAGGUUUGCCAAUGGAUGCUGCCCAAUUAAUAUUUAACUAUUUAAAACCAUAUCAUUCAUUCUAUGACGAUUUAUUCAACCACUACCACGGAGGAAGCUCACCAUAUAUGAAAGGUGAUAUCGAUUUGUUCUUUAUUGCUCCAACUAUAGAAGAAGGUAAAAAGAAAAUAGAAGAGGUUUCCAAAAAAAUUAGAGAAAAUAUGAUCAGCAAGAAAGGCCUCGAUUUUAAAUUCGUUAGAACCCAAAACUCAAUAACUAUUGUAUCAGAGUACCCCUACAGACCAAUACAACUAAUGAUCUUCUUUAUUAGAUCCAUUGAAGAUUUAAUUUUAUUCUACGACUUGGACUGCUCGUGCACUGCUUAUAAUGGUGACAAUGUUUAUGUUUUACCCCGUACCAUCAACGCAUUUAACAAGAGAUUAAAUAUGGUUCCUCCCUCAAUUUUCCUCGAAGACAAUGAUAGACUUUACAAGUACUGCUUACGUGGCUUCAAUAGCAUUUGCUUUGAAAACUGUGUUCAUAAACCAAGAUGCGAUAUGGACCAGGACCUCUAUGACAAUAUUUUAACAUACAUACCCACUGAUGCAUUCUCAAGACCAAAAUUCAUUGUUUCAAGCUAUAACGAAGCAAGCUCCAUCUUCCAUUUCCCAUAUGGACCAGAGACAGAAUUUCAUGAAAUUUUAGAGGCAAUCGAUAUUUACUCUUAUAGAAACAGUUCAUAUUUUAAGAGCUCAAUGUUGGAUCCUGAUCCCAAAAAAGAUAUUAUUCAAAUCCUUCCAUGUGAAUGGAGAUUCAAAAAUAUUAAAGUAAAUGCUUUAGCAUCAAAUCUUAAAUUCAAAUGCUAUAUUUGUAAAGAACCACUUGAAGAUACAUCCACUAGAGUAUGCCCAGUUUGUAGAUACAAUAAUAUAAAUAAAACCAAUGCAUUCUCUUACUCUGAUAUACCAAAUGCCAAAGCUGCACUCAAUCAUAAGGUGGCCAUUGUUACAGGAGGAAGAAUUAAAAUAGGUUAUGAAAUUGCAAAACACCUAUUAGAAUCUGGUUUUAAAGUUAUUAUUACAACUAGAUUCCCCGCCUCAGCUUACGAACAAUUUAAAAAGAAUAUUCAGCCUGAUAAUUUCUCAAAUCUAUAUAUAUAUGGUGUGGACUUUAGAAACCUGCAAUCAGUUCAACAAUUUAUUGAUACUGUCAAAAAAGAAUUUUCUAGAAUCGAUAUUUUAAUUAACAAUGCAGCACAAACAAUUCGUUACCCAAGGGCCUACUAUCACAAUUUAUUAUUUAACGAAAAGACUAUAAUUUCAUCAUUUGAUAAACUACCACCAAAUAUUUUAUCAAAAAUAGAAAAUAUAAAUAUGAAUACUAUCAAAAAUAAUAGUAAUAAUAAUAAUAAUAAUAAUAAUAAUAAUGACGACAACAAUGGUAAAGAAUUACUUUUAUUUAACAAAAAUUCAAAGAGCUCAAUAGAUAUUGUCGAAUCAGUUGUUACCAAAGAUGAUGAAGAUGAGAUUGAUGAAUCCUUAUUCCCAACUGGUAAAAUGGACCUUCAUGGUCAACAAUUAGAUUUACGUACAAAGCAUACAUGGAACUCAACUGUAGAAGAGAUUACAACUGCUGAAAUGCUAGAGGUACAAUUAAUUAAUAAUACAGUUCCAUUUAUGUUAAUCAACCAACUAAGCUCCCACAUGGGUCUAAAUAAAAAUGAUGAAGAAAUCAUUUCAAAAAUGAGCAAUGAAACCAAAGAGAAAUAUUUAGAAGCAAAAAACAAAAUGGCUAGACCUGAUUGGAGUGUUAUUGUUAAUGUUACAAGUCCAGAAGGUAAUAUCAAUCACGAAUCAAAUGCAAUGUCAGGAUUCCAUUGUCAUACAAAUAUGGCAAAAGCAAGUUUAAAUAUGCUCACAAAAUCAAUUGCUUAUCAAUUUGAAAAGAAAAAUAUUUAUGUAAUAGGUUGCGAUACAGGUUGGGUCUCUGACAUGAUGCCAAAUUCACCCAUUGGUAUUCCCUCACGUCCACCACCAUUAAAAGAAAUUGAUGGUGCCUCUCGUGUUUUAUAUCCUGUCUAUUUCCAUUUAUUUAGAAACGAAAGACACGAAUCAGGUGUCCAAUUUGUAAAUUUUAAACCAUCAGAAUGGUAA